Molecule: messenger RNA, 5805 nt
Organism: Sipha flava (yellow sugarcane aphid)
Lineage: Eukaryota; Metazoa; Arthropoda; Insecta; Hemiptera; Aphididae
Product: insulin-like receptor
Exons: 23
Coding region: 1119-5609 (1496 amino acids)
Biological process (GO): positive regulation of MAPK cascade; glucose homeostasis; protein phosphorylation
Cellular component (GO): membrane; axon; insulin receptor complex
Molecular function (GO): insulin receptor substrate binding; ATP binding; insulin receptor activity
Source: RefSeq, a predicted model, not a curated record
UAAAGAUUUCAAAUCCAUACAAUAUAUAAUCCAAGUGGUAGCACAAUAAUGUAAAAGUUUGAUGUUUGAAAUAAUUAUAGUAAUAAAAAAAUAAAAAUUUUAAAAAACGUGACAUACACAUGGUGUAUACUCGUCGCAAUAAUAAUAAUAAUAAAAAUAUACCAACCUACACCGCGACAUAUAUUCAUUCAUUAAAAAACCCGAGUGCAUAAUAUAAUAUACAUCGAUUUCGUGGACGAUCGGUCGGUCGUGUUGUAUCGUCAUCGUUGUUGUUGUUGUCGUCGUCGUCGUCGUAGUGUAGUAUCAUAGUGCUCGUUGUCGCAGUCGUACUCGUGUGGAACUCGUUGUUUCCUUAAUAUCAGCAGCAGCAACAACAACAACAAUAGCAGUGGCAACAACAAUAAUUAUAUAUUAUUAAUACAUCCCGUACGGUGUAAAUAAUAUACUAAUAUUAUUAUUUUAACAGUGGAGUUCGUAAGUGACGGUAUAGACGAAUCGGGUUUUUCCGUUAUGAUGUUAUUUCGCGUUGUUUUGAUCGCAUCGGUCUUCGGUGUCAAUGACCUUUUCGCCGUGGUGCGUGUUAUGUUGACAAUGGCGGAACAACGCGCGUUCAGUGCACAUUUUUCUGUUAGAAACGUCCUCCGCUGAAGCAUUUUUCAAACCAUUCAAUCCGUCAUCGUUUUUUUUUUAAACGUUAUUGUUACUAUUAUUGUUAUUAUUAUUAUAAUUAUCAUCAUCAUCGUCGUCGUUAUCCAUCGGACCGUACGAUCGGAAGUCGUAUUGUUUCACGUAGUAUUUACUAUCAACGACCACCACAAAACCAAUAAUAACAAUAAUAAUAUCGGUAUCGUGAUAUUGCGGAGACGAGUUCUAAAAAGUAAAAAUAUUUAUAAUACAUAUUUAACUAAUUUUACAUAUUUAAAGACGAGUUGCACGCGACCGUGCAAUAGGACAUCGUAUACUAUUAUUAUUAUUAUUUUAUUUGUGUCGAGUGUUUUUUUCAUAAAAAAACAAGUGUGUGUGUGUGUGUGUCCUUCUGCGGUGUUCCAAUUAUAAUGGAUAAGUACGUCACCAGCAACUGUGUAGAGAGAUUUACUAUGUAAAAUAAUUUUAUUAUAAUGUGCGGAGAGUGUGACGAAAUACGUUGUUUACGUGACAGCUGCCCUGGUUUGGGUGGAUGUCGACUAUGUGGGAAUGUUUCAUCUGAUAUUUACCAUGAUCAUAACAACUUUCCACGACCUUCAACCAUAAAAAACUUUUCCAAAGUUUCAUCUAAAUUUUACCAAAAAUCAUGGUUGUUAACAUCAAAAUCUGUAUGGAAGUCUGAUUUUCUAUGUAUAGCACUAUGGUGUGUUGCUAUCCUUAGUAUUAGUCAGGCAUCAGCUGAAAACUACUCUACUCAGAUUGCAAGUUCACCCUUAAUACCUACACAACUAACAACAAAUAAUACAGUGCACCUAUCAAAAGGGAGAAUAUGUCAAAGUAAAGACAUAAGAAAUAGAGCAGAACAUUUGAAAUCCCUCCAUGGUUGUAGAGUUAUUGAAGGUUUUCUACAAAUAGUUUUAAUUGACAAUGCAAAUGAAACAAGUUAUGAGUCACUAUCAUUCCCUGAAUUACGUGAAAUUACUGGUUAUUUGUUAUUAUAUAGAGUUAAUGGUUUAAAAUCACUUGCUAAACUUUUUCCUAACCUGUCUGUAAUUCGAGGACAAGAUUUAUUUAUGUCAUAUGCCAUUGCAAUUUAUGAAAUGGUUCAUUUACAAGAAUUGGGCUUGUAUAACUUAAUGGAUGUAACUAGAGGAGCAGUUUACAUCACAAAGAAUCCAAUGCUUUGUUACACACAAACUAUUGAUUGGAUACGAAUAGCACCAUCUGGAAAAGAAUCACAUGAUAUUUAUGACAACCGUCCUGGAAAUGCUUGUCCCGUAUGUCCAUGGACGAACGAUCCAAGUUGUGCUGUAUCUAAUAAUACUAAUGAACCAUUAUGCUGGAAUACUGAACAUUGUCAAAGAAUUUGUCCACCGGAAUGUGGUACUCUUGGCUGUUCUGUAGAUGGAGAGUGUUGUCAUGAGCAGUGUCUUGGAGGAUGUGAUGGUACUAAGCAUAACAAUUGUUUUGCUUGUAAGUAUUUAGAAGAUGAAAAUGAUUGUGUCAAAGCAUGUCCAUCAAAUACAUUAAUAUAUCAAAAUAGGCGUUGUAUAUCGGAAUUUGAGUGUUACCACAUGCCUCGAUCAAGAAUUGAAUUACAAAAUGGAUUACACUUACAAUCAUGGAAACCAUUUAAUAAUAUAUCUUGUGUAAUGGAAUGCCCUCCUGGAUUUGAAGAAGUCCCUACUGAAAAUAGUUAUGGAAAAGUGUUUAAAUGUCAAAAAUGUUCUGGACCAUGUCGUAAAGUUUGUAUUGCUGCAAAUGUUGAAAGUAUACAGUCUGCACAAAAGUUAAAAGGAUGUGUUAUUAUAAAUGGAUCAUUAGAAAUACAAAUACGUGGUGGUAUGAACAUUGUAAAAGAAUUAGAAGAGAGCUUAAGUAUGAUAGAAGAAAUUACAGGUUAUUUGAAAGUAGUUCGAUCGUUUCCAUUGGUAUCAUUGAAUUUUUUAAGAAAAUUACAUAUUAUUAGAGGAGAAACAUUAGAAAGUUCAAAGUAUGCAUUAGUGGUUUUGGAUAAUCAGAAUUUAGUUGAAUUAUGGGAUUGGAACACUCGAAAUCCAGAUGGUGAAAUAAAAAUUGAACGAGGACAAAUAUUUUUUCACUUCAAUCCAAAGCUUUGUAUAUAUAGAAUAAAACAAUUACAAUUAAAAUUAGGGGACAAAUUUAAAAAUGUUGAUGAUUUAGAAGUGGCACCAAAUUCAAAUGGCGAUAAGAUAGCAUGUAAAGUUUCAAAACUUAAUGUUUCAACAGAAGUUGUUACAUCAAAUUCUGUUGUUUUGAAUUGGUCGCCUUUUUCUCAUUAUGACACUCGUACAUUAUUAGGAUAUGUAGUUUAUUAUUUAGAAGCUCCAUUUAAAAAUGUUUCUUUGUAUGAUGGUCGAGAUGCUUGUGGUGGAGAUGGAUGGAAAACUGAUGAUGUGGAAUCAACGGAGACAACUACAGUUGAUUUAGUUGCAAUUUUAACAGGACUCAAGCCUUAUACACAAUAUGCAUAUUAUGUGAAAACUUAUACAAUGGCUUCAGAAUCAAAUGGAGCACAAAGUGAUAUAAAUUAUUUUUUUACAAUGCCAGGAACGCCAAGUCCUCCACAGAAUCUUCAUGUAUCUUCAAAUACUGCUGACAGUAUAACUAUUGAAUGGUUACCUCCAGCUGAGCCUAAUGGUCAAAUCUCUCAGUAUAUUAUUAAAUACACAUCUAUUAACAUAUCUGGGGAAUCAUUACUGAAAAGAGAUUAUUGUCAAAACAGUCCAGAUACAAAAGAUUUAUCUGAAAGUUAUAUAAGUGUUAAAGAACAUAUUAAAUAUGAUAAUGACAAGAAAGAAAAUUGUAAUUGUACAGCUCAACCAGAAAAAAAACAAUCAAAAAUUAAAGAUGAACAACAAAUUCAAACUAUGAUAGAAUUUGAAAAUAACUUGCAAAAUAUUUUAUAUGUAAAAACUAUUAAUGCUAAAAAUGAUAAUGUUACAAAAAGAAAACGAGAAGUUACAAAUUAUGAUCCAUCAGCUGAAUUUCCAAAUAGUACAGAUCCAAAAACUAAAAUUUCACUUGAUGUAGAUAAAAAUAUGGAAAAUGAAAAUAUGAAAAUAGUUUAUGUUGAUAGUAACCAGUUAUCUUAUACGUUAAACGAAAAUUUAACACACUACACUACUUAUAAUAUUGAGUUAUAUGUAUGUCGACAAAGAGUCAAAAAUGAAAACACUGAAUCAAAUAAAAUAAUUAGUAAUUGUAGUGUACAAAAAGCAAUGACUACUGUUAAAACUAGUCCAAAAGAAUCUGCUGACAGAAUUGAUCCUUCAACUAUUAAAGCUGAUCGUACUAAUACAACCAAUCCUAAUUCAAUUAAAAUAAGUUGGAAAGAACCUGAAGGUUCUAAUGGGCCAAUUGUUAGUUAUCAUUUGGAAUACAAAAAAGUUGGAGAUCAUCUUAAUCUUAAUCCACCAGUUGUUUGUAUAACCACGCAACAGUAUCAACAAUCUGACUUUUCUCAUACUUUAUCUAAUGUUGCACCUGGAAAUUAUAGUUUUCGUUUGCGUGCAACAUCAUUAGCUGGAAAUGGAGAAUACACCCCAUAUAAUUAUUUUGAAAUUGAAGAAGUACCUUCAAUUACCACUGGACAAUUAAUGCUUAUUAUCUUAAUGGUAAUUGGAAUUAUAUGUGCUGUAAUUGUUUUAAUAUUUUUUGUUUUACAUCGUUAUUAUAAAAAAAAAUUGGCUGCUACAACAUUAUUUGUUACAUGUAAUCCAGAUUAUAUUAGUUGUGAGUAUCAAGCUGAUGAAUGGGAAAUUCCUCGAGAUGAUGUUGAAGUCUUAGAACCAUUAGGUCGCGGUUCUUUUGGUAUGGUAUACCGUGGUAAUUGGAAGAAAAAGGAUAAUGAAAUAAUACCGUGUGCUAUCAAAACUGUAACUGAAAAUAACAACAUAACAGUUCGACAUGAUUUUCUCUCUGAAGCUAAUGUUAUGAAGGAAUUUUGUACAACUCAUGUUGUUCGUCUAUAUGGAGUUGUAUCGCAAGGUCAACCAGCAUAUGUUUUAAUGGAGUUAAUGACCCAGGGGGACCUUAAAACAUACUUACUCAAACAUCGUCCUGAAAUGGCGACCGACCCUUCUCUUAAGCCUCCAACAUUAAAAGAUACUUUACGUAUGGCAAUUGAGAUUGCUGAUGGAAUGUCAUAUCUUUCAUUCAAAAAAUAUGUUCAUAGAGAUUUAGCAGCUAGAAAUUGUAUGGUUAGUGAACACAAUAUAGUUAAAGUUGGAGAUUUUGGUCUUACUAGAGAUAUCUAUCAAACAGAUUAUUAUAGAAAAGAUUCUGAAGGUAUGAUGCCAAUUCGAUGGAUGGCUCCAGAAAGUCUUAAAUCUGGUCUUUUCACUUGUUUUUCCGAUGUUUGGAGUUAUGGUGUUGUAUUAUGGGAAAUGGUAACACUAGCAGCCCAACCUUAUAGGGGUGAGGUAGACAAAAAUGUCAUAUCAUAUGUCAGUAGUGGAGGUAUUAUGGAAAAACCAGAUAAUUGUCCAGAUAUACUUUAUGAUUGUAUGAAACUUUGCUGGCGUUUUAAAGCUUCUGAGCGACCUACGUUUGCUGAAAUAGUGAAAAUGUUUUUGGCAUGUGCUCGCCCAGAUUUUGCAAAGAUGUCAUUCUAUCAUAAUGAAUUACAGUCUGAAACACAACGACUUGAUGCGUCUGAAAAUGGUAUCACAGAAACCGAGUCUUCCGAGAGAGAACGUAAACAAAUUGAACGAGAUCAGAUUACAGCAGUAUUAGAAAAUCAAGCACAUUUUUGGGGAGGAUCAUCAUUGCCUGUUGAACGGUUAGCCCCAAAAGCAAAUCUGGAAGAAGAUGAUGAUGAUGAUGAAGAUUCAGAUAAUGAGUUGCAACAAUCACACAUAGAAAACUUUGUGUGCAAACGACCCCCUAAUGGAUAUAUGUCCAUACAUAAUGGUAAUGGUAUAAAUACCACUAUAUGCUGACCGUUAUUUUAUUAUUAUUAUUAUUUUUUUUUUCUUAUAGAAUUAAUUUUUUAGAUCAAACUUUUUUCUCUUUUAUAAGGUAUAUUUUGUUUUUGUAUUUAUAUAGUUCCUAAUUGUUGUGUCAAAUAUGCAGAGAUGGGUCAUUUUAUGUAUAUUGAAAUUAAUUUUACAUAUAAAUCAGACAAUUUAUAUUUAU